This is a messenger RNA of Cygnus atratus (black swan), 3475 nucleotides long. RefSeq names its product activin A receptor like type 1 (gene ACVRL1). The coding region runs from base 1139 to 2632 and encodes 497 amino acids. Gene Ontology annotation, cellular component: plasma membrane; BMP receptor complex. The record is from RefSeq and is a predicted model, not a curated record. The transcript is spliced from 11 exons. Gene Ontology annotation, molecular function: transforming growth factor beta receptor activity, type I; SMAD binding; ATP binding. Gene Ontology annotation, biological process: angiogenesis; transforming growth factor beta receptor signaling pathway; BMP signaling pathway. NCBI's taxonomy places the organism in Eukaryota, Metazoa, Chordata, Aves, Anseriformes, Anatidae.
CCCGGUCUCGGGAUGAAUAUUCCCGAAUUCUCCUUCAGCUCCAGCGCGAGGAGCGCGAGGCUUCCCGCUGCAGUGCGGUUCGAGCCCUGCCCUCGUUGCAGCAGCAGCACUGCUGGCAGUGACAGAUCAGCCGUCCCCAGGGCUCCCACGCGCUCUCCCUCCUGCCCCUGCGCUCCUCAAGCCGCUGCACCGUGGGAACAGGGACACACAGCGGCUUCUAAAAGUUUUUUAAAAUCUCUUUUAUUUCCCCCAGUGGAGAUUACGGUUAAAAACAAAUCCAGGUUCCCAGCGCGGAAGAGAGCAGCGCCUGAAGCAGAGCCCUUGCUGGAGACUGCGCAUCCUGUGCCCGGCUGCUGAGGGCAAAAUUCGGGGCCGCUGCCCCCCCCCCCUCGAGGACCCCCCUCCGGGAGGGGCUGGCGGCUGCAAUCUGCGCCAGGGCAGAGAUGGUCACGGCGAUAGGGCGGCUGCAGCACAGACUUCCUCCGGCAGACAGCCGCUGCUAUCUGAUGGAAACUGCCCGUUUCCCAUGCGUGGACGCCGGCUCCGCAAAAAUUCCUCCCGCCUCCGCCACGGGCAAGGUCACGCACGAAGGCUCCGCACGUUUGAUCCUGGUUUUGUGCUCUUGUUUGUCUCACUUCCUCCGUCGAGGGUGAUUGGGGAGAUAGCGGAGGAACCUCGGGCAGGACCUCAAAGCUCCACGGCCGAGCUCUGCCGCCAGUGCCCAGGCGGGGAGGCCGCGGCGGCUCCGGGGAGGGUCGUGCUGCAAUUUUGGGCUCGUGAUGCAAUUGGGGUUUGUGAUGAAACGGGGGACGGCGAGGGAAAUCAGGCCACGUAGCUCAGUUAGGAAAGAGGAUGCGACGCCAGCCCCGGUGCUGCCGGCUGCAUCCACGUGAGCUGCUCGAGACCACAGAGCGUUCGCCAGGCGGCCGUGUCAGGGCAGCGGGGCCAGGACGGGAGCUGAGCCUCUCCGGGGUCCUGGGAGCAGCCCCAUGAGGCUCCCCAGGGUGCAGAGCACGGCCGGGAGCGUCCCUGGCUGAGCCUGGUGUGGGACACAGGGGGAGCACGGCCAGGAAGCCUCCCCAGGAGCAGCAGCACAGCCGGGCAGCACCCACGGGGCCGGUGCGGAUGCUGUAGGAAAAUGUCCCAAGAAGCCUGUGGCGGGGCCAUGCUGGCGCUGCUGACCUUCUCCCUCGGCCUUGCUGCCGACGAGCUGCUGUGCGUGUGCGACGUGCCGCACUGCAGCAUGCCCACCUGCACGGGCAAGGUGUGCUUCGUCAGCAAGCGGCGGGAGGACGGGAGGAUCGCCCAGCACCGGGGCUGCUUCUCCACCAACCUGCUGGAGAACUGCCGCCCACACGUGAUGGAGCAGUACGGCACCAGGUGCUGCAACUCCAGCAUGUGCAACGCCGAGCUGGAGAUCUACCUGCCAGGAGAAGAAGCCCUGGAGAAGGCGCCGUCCCUGUCCAACCUCCUCCUGAUGAUCUUCGUCCCGCUGCUCGCGCUCCUCGUCCUCGCGGCGCUCACGGCGCUCUUCUUCUGGAAGCUGGCCCAGCACCGCCGCGAGAGGCUCCUCUUCAAGCACAGCGACCUGGGAGACACGGACCUCAUGCUGAAGGCCUCCCUGGUGGGAGACAGCACGCUGGAGGACCUGCUGAACGACGACUGCACCACGGGCAGCGGCUCGGGGCUGCCCUUCCUCGUCCAGCGGACGGUGGCUCGGCAGAUCACCCUCGUGGAGUGCGUGGGCAAAGGGCGCUACGGCGAGGUGUGGCGAGGCGUGUGGCAUGGGGAGAACGUGGCCGUGAAGAUCUUCUCCUCCCGGGACGAGCAGUCGUGGUUCCGUGAGACGGAGAUCUACAACACCGUCCUCCUCCGGCACGACAACAUCCUGGGCUUCAUCGCCUCUGACAUGACGUCGAGGAACUCCAGCACCCAGCUCUGGCUCAUCACCCACUACCACGAGAACGGCUCGCUCUACGACUACCUGCAGAGGACGGCCCUGGACGUGGAGACCUGCCUGGGGCUGGCGGCCUCCAUCAUCUGCGGCCUCGUCCACCUCCACGUGGAGAUCUUCGGCACCCAGGGCAAGCCCGCCAUCGCCCACCGCGACCUGAAGAGCAGGAACAUCCUGGUGAAAAGCAACCGGCAGUGCUGCAUCGCCGACCUGGGGCUGGCCGUCAUGCACUCCCAAGGCAGCGACUACCUGGACAUCGGCACCAACCCGCGGGUGGGCACCAAGCGCUACAUGGCCCCCGAGGUGCUGAGCGAGCAGAUCCGCACCGACUGCUUCGAGUCCUACAAGAAGACGGACAUCUGGGCCUACGGGCUGGUGCUCUGGGAGAUCACCCGGCGGACGGCGGUGAACGGCAUCGUGGAGGAGUACCGGCCGCCCUUCUUCGACGUGGUGCCCAGCGACCCCAGCUUCGAGGACAUGAAGAAGGUGGUGUGCGUCGACCAGCAGACCCCCGUGAUCCCCAACCGCCUCUUCUCCGAUUCGGUUUUGUCUGCCCUGGCUAAGGUGAUGAAGGAGUGCUGGUACCAGAGCCCCUCGGCGCGGCUCACGGCCUUGAGGAUCAAAAAGACGCUGAAGAAGCUGCACCACUCCCUGGACAAACCCAAGCAGGAGUGCUGAGCACCGGGCUGCAGACCCCUUCACCGUGGCCCCCUGGCUUUUCCCGCCCCAGUGGCUUCUAAAUUCGAAAGGGAGAAAAAAAAAAAAAAAAAAAAAAGGAAAAAAAAGAAAUAACAAAAAAAGGAAAAAAAAAAAUAACAAGCGAGAAAUCUUCCAGCCCAUUUAUAAAAAUAUCCCCCGGAGCCAAAACUUGAUGCUGGCUGGGGAGCACAGCAGGCAGCCUGCGCCCGGCGCCAUCGCACCCCGCAGCCCCCUGCCCGGCCGGAUCCAACCCCGUGCUCUGCCCCAACGGGGCAGCACCAGGAAUUCCCCGUAGGGACCCGGCACGGCGCUGGGUUUGGGGUUUUGCUGGAAAAGGCUGGUCCCAGGGCGCUUCGGGGCUGCGUGCCCAGCUGCUCGGAGCUGCACGUCCUGGGAGUCCCGCAGAGCCACGGGAAGGUGCUGGGGGUUGAGACUGCUGGGGCCCGAUCCUUCACCCGACGAGCAGCCGGCGCUUCUGCUUUCCAAGCUGUUUGGGUGUUUUCUCAGCAUUUUGGUGUUUUCCAGGCAUUUUCAUACCUUCUGAGGCCAGCUCCUGCUCGUUCCCUGUUUGGGUCAGGGACUACUCACGGCCUGGCCCAGGACGUUCAACAGAACAAGACGCGUGCCCUUAUUAUUUAAUUAUUAAGAUUUAAUAUAUUUAAUAAAGCAUAAAGCUAUUUUAUCGCUUCACAGCUGCACAGCCUCCCCCACCAGGCACUGAGGAGGGGACCCCGCGGCCCGGAGCUUGUGCAUGGCUUAAUUUAUUGCUUCGACACGGGUGUAGCUGUCGUGUAUCGGUCCCGCGCGCUCGGAUCCCGCAAU